GUUUAGUUAGGCAGUUAGUUAAGUACGUCAAGUACGUACAUACAUAUAUGUAUAUAUCCUCCGCAGCCGGUUUACUUAGUUCGGUGCGGUUCCAUAGCGUUUGCUGAUUUUUUUUCUAGCGUUGGAUCGUUCAGUUCUAUGUGAUACUUACGUUACGGUGGAGUGUUUGGGCAACGCGCAAUUUUUCGAUUUGUGAUUUUUCUUGAAAAUUUGAAUUCGAUAAAAUAAAAUCGGUUUUUUUUUUCAUUUUCUGUCUUCGUUUCAAUCGCAGUGUGUGUUUUUAAGUGUGAAGAAAGUGUAAAUCACUGUCUACUUGCAUGUGCAGUACAUAGAUUUAUACAUACAAACCGACAUACAAAUACAAUGCAUAGUGUACCUAUUUGCCGCUGCGUUUACUAUGUUAAAGUGUUGUUUUAUUGAAAUUUCCGUUUGUGCAUCGAUUUGUCUCGCUGGUGUUUCGGUUCAUUAGUUCCUACACGAAAAUCGUUAUUUUAUUUAUUUAUUUAUUUAUUUACUUAUUUACGUAGUGCAUAUUGCACAUAGUACGAGUAUUACUUAUUGGAUUGCCACAGUGGCAGGGGUUAUAAGCCCAAAGAAAUAUUUCAAAUAAAAAUAAGUGCGUUUUAUAUUUGCAUUUCUCAUAGUGAAUAAAAUACAUACAUACAUAUAUACAUAAAUUCAUACGUACAAUUGUGGAAGAAGGCGCUAUACAGAUCAAAGGCGGCAUUUUCAGAUUAUUACUUACAACCGGAGUAUUAUUCAUUGUAUGAGGUGUGGCUGCAUAUAUUGGGUGGAUAAGAUGUUAAAUAAAUCCUUCUAUCAUUUGGGCGUUUUAAUAGCAAAACAUCCUGGCUAUUUUAUUAUAAUACCUGUGCUGCUGACCAUGCUAUGCAUGACGGGUUACCAGCAGUUAAAAUAUCAAAUCGAUCCCGAAUAUUUAUUUUCUCCUAUUAAUGGAGAGGGUAAGGCUGAGCGUGCUGUUGUUGAGAAAUUUUUCAAAGUCAAUUACACACAUCGUUUCAAUGUGGGACGGAUAACAAGACCAGGUCGUUUCGGACGUGUGAUUGUGAUACCCAAAGAUGGCGAUGACAACAUGCUACGACGCGAGACCUUCCACGAACUGCGACAUCUAGACGAACUUAUACAGAAUGCAACCGUCGAGUAUGAGGGUGAAUUGUUCACAUACAAGGAUGCGUGUGCUCGCUGGGAGAACGAAUGUUUUCAAAAUGACAUACUGAACUUGGAUUACAUAAUGGAUGAUAUUGAAUCCGGCGAACUGAAUCUCACCUUUCCCAUUAUGUUUAAUCCAGUCACUUGGGAUGCGCAUGCGUUCCCGGUCUUCUUUGGCGGCACGAAAUUGACAGAGGAUAAUAUAAUUAUAAGCGUGCCAGCGAUACAAUUGGUUUAUUUUGUGACUGCAGAUACUAAACGGCAAGAUGCAAAAGGCGCCGAAUGGGAAGAGACAUUUUUGAAAGUUGUUGGUAAAGCUGAAGAUUCUGGUCUCUUCAAACACAUAUCAGUCUCAUAUUUCGCCUCACGUACAUUGGAUCACGAGUUAGAGAAAAAUACACGCACUGUGGUGCCAUAUUUUAGUUCCACAUUUGCAUUGAUGGCGCUUUUUAGCGUCAUCACGUGCAUGAUGGGCGACGCUGUACGUUCGAAGCCGUGGCUCGGUCUUAUGGGUAACAUAUCAGCAAUCAUGGCCACAUGUGCGGCCUUCGGUCUGGCAAUGUAUUGUGGCAUUGAAUUUAUUGGUAUUAAUUUGGCAGCGCCCUUCUUGAUGAUUGGUAUUGGCAUUGACGACACAUUCGUUAUGUUGGCCGGUUGGCGACGCACACCCGCUAAAAUGCCCGUUGCCGAACGUAUGGGCCACAUGAUGUCCGAAGCGGCCGUCUCCAUCACCAUUACGUCACUCACAGAUCUGUUCUCAUUUUGGAUUGGCAUAAUUAGUCCAUUUCGGUCGGUGCAGAUUUUUUGCACUUAUUCUGUAUUUGCAGUCGUUUUCACUUUCAUUUGGCAUAUUACUUUCUUCGCCGCCUGCAUGGCAAUCUCUGGCUAUAGGGAACGUCAUAAUCUGCACGCGAUCUUCGGUUGUAAGGUGCAGGCGAUGUCGGUGGCCAUAAAAGAAAAACGCAACUUCCUCUACAAAGCCAUCAUGGCAGGUGGUAUCAAUCGCGAUGAUCCAGAUAAUCCAAUCGAUAACAAGGAUCACAUGUUCAUGGCCUUCUUUAAAGACCAUCUCGCUGCCGUGAUCAAUAACAAAUGGUGCAAAAUGCUUAUCAUACUUAUAUUUGCCACAUAUCUAGCUGGCGCCUGCUAUGGUCUCACGCAGAUAAAGGAAGGUUUGGAACGUCGCAAAUUAUCCAAGGCCGACUCCUACUCAGUGGAGUUUUUCGAUCGUGAAGAUGAAUUUUAUCGCGAGUUUCCAUAUCGCAUGCAGGUGAUCAUCACGGGCGAUCUGAAUUAUUCCGAUCCCAUUGUGCAAGAUCAAAUCGAGGAGCUGACACGCACACUUGAGAACACUUCGUAUGUCACCUCAUCGCUCUACACCGAAUCGUGGAUACGUUCAUUCCGUUCGUUUGUCGCUCGCAAUAAUGAUUAUCUCAAUUUGACCAUCGACGAUGAGCAGUCGUUUAUUGAUGCCGUGAAGGAGCAUUGGCUCUUUCCGGGCAAUCCUUUCUCGCUCGAUGUGAAGUUCAAUGAGGAUGAGACGCGUAUUAUCGCCUCGCGUUUUCUCAUACAGGCUGUGAAUAUCACCGAUACAAAUCAUGAAAAAGAGAUGGUGCGCGAUUUGCGUCAGAUUUGUAAGGAUUCGCCUCUAAAUGCGUCUAUAUUCCAUCCUUACUUCGUGUUUUUCGAUCAGUUUGAGCUUGUACGCCCGACCUCGUUACAGUCAAUGAUCGUUGGUGCGAUCAUUAUGAUGAUCAUCUCGUUUAUUUUCAUACCAAAUAUACUGUGCUCGCUGUGGGUUGCUUUCUCAAUUAUUUCGAUUGAGCUGGGUGUCGCCGGCUAUAUGGCACUGUGGGAUGUGAAUCUCGACUCGAUUUCUAUGAUCAAUUUGAUCAUGUGUAUUGGUUUCUCCGUGGACUUCACCGCACACAUUUGCUACACCUACAUGUCAUCGAAGAAACGUAGCCCAAAGGCGCGCGUACGCGAGGCACUGCACUCACUUGGCUUGCCGAUCGUGCAGGGCUCCAGCUCAACUAUACUCGGCAUUAUUGCACUUUUGCUCGCGCAGAGCUAUAUUUUCUUGGUCUUCUUCAAAAUGGUCUUUCUUGUGAUCUUCUUCGGCGCCAUGCAUGGUCUCUUCUUGCUACCCGUACUAUUAUCACUUUUCGGUCCCGGCUCUUGGCAGACUUGGUCUGGCACAGACAUCGGUGAUGAUAAUGAUGAGAUCACAGAUGUAGAGAGCCCAAUGAAGUUGUCGAGCAUGGACAAAUUGAACUCUUAUUACCUACAACAACACACGCCACUGGGAUUGCCAGGACCUUUUGGCACAGGCAAGAGUUUCCUUGGUGCACCUUACAAAGCAUAUGGCGAUGAAAAGGACUUGGGUAUUGGCACCUCUGGUGAAGACUCCUCGGAGUCAAGCUCUAGUCGUUCACAACGCCGUCAAGCACUAGAAGAUGAACACACACGCCGGCGCUACGAAGAGGGCUGGCGUCGCUCAUCCUACCACAAUCUCUACAACAGCAACUCACAAUCACAAUUCCAGCCAAACACCGAUCUCUACGGUCAACAAGUAACCGCACAGGAAUGGCGCGCACGUCUCGAUGUAGAACAAGCAGAGCGUAAACGCAGCGCAGUUGGUCUACGAGCCUAUGAUAACUUCGCCGCCGAUUUCAUGCACAUGCAACAGCGUCAAGCCGCAGCACACAAUGAGGAUGUAGUGGAUGCGUCACCUGUGGCGCGUAUCGAUACUGGACGCUAUACACCCACUUCGUCAUUAGAUGAGCGUGCGCGUCGCAAAUAUCGUUCAUCGUUAACAGCCACAGCUGCAACGCACAGUGCUGGCAGUGGUGAUGACAGUAGUUAUCACCAGCAAAUGAACGCAGCACCAGCCACAACUACUACAUCCGUCAAGCGUUACCAUCGCCGACGCUCAUCUGAAGACUCAACCCGUCACUACCAACGUUGGCCGCCAUCCAAUAUUGAAGAGCGUUGCGCACGCCGUUAUGCCAGCGCCGCACGUGAUGACAGCGCGGCCUACGUGCCGACGCAUGCCAACGCCGCCGCCGCCGCCAGUGCUUACCGCCCACACCCACCAGUACGCUCCUCAUCACAUCACAAUCUGUACUAUCCUAAUGGUGCUCAGCAUCAUCCGCCAACAUAUCAAUAUGGCGGCUGUUACUACAAAUGAUGAUGGCGGAGAGCGCGCGCGAGAGUCAGCGUGGAAAUCGCGAGAGUAUAAAUAAAAGUAGCUGAGACAAGCGGCUGCGGGAGCGCAGUACGCACGAAUCAAAGUCUCAAACCUCUAUUGCACGUCAUUGAAAUAUGCACUUUGCCGGUAACGAACUGGGAAUUAUUGAAUGGGAGAAAGCUAGUUGUGGUUUUUAUAAAUCUAGUGUUGUGUUAAUUUUUUUUUAUUUUUUUUUUGUUUUGAAAAGUUGCUAUAAAAGUUGUUUUCCAAAUGAAACGAACAAAUAUUAUAGUUAAUUUUAUACACAAACAAAGCUAGUAAAUAUUUAAAUAUUAGAUGUAGGAAAUGUAUACAGUUAGUGUAAUUUAAAAUGGUAACUGAAUAAUUUUAAGUGCAAAUUUUUAUUUAUAAAUAUAGAAAUUAUGCAUAAAAAUAUUUAAGUGCACAAAAUCAUAUUUGUGCAAUUGCGUCAUCUGUUGUUUAUCAGUUUUAAUAAAAAUAUCUCCUUUUCGAUAUCUUAAAAGAAAUUUCCAAGAAUUUUUCACGAUGUCUUCCAGACUAAACACAGAGUUGGAAUUUGUAACAUUUUUUUUUUUCAAAAAUUUCACAAAAUAAUUUUUUAAAUAAAUUAUUUUUCGAUUAAAUUUCAUA
This is a messenger RNA of Ceratitis capitata (Mediterranean fruit fly), 5011 nucleotides long. It is a transcript of the gene Ptr, whose product is annotated as patched domain-containing protein 3. Bases 767 to 4360 code for a protein of 1197 amino acids. The record is from RefSeq and is a predicted model, not a curated record. The transcript has 10 exons. NCBI's taxonomy places the organism in Eukaryota, Metazoa, Arthropoda, Insecta, Diptera, Tephritidae. Gene Ontology annotation, cellular component: plasma membrane; cytoplasmic vesicle membrane.